AUGGAAGAAAAAAAGGAUUGCUCAGCAGACAAACCUGAAGAUGACGUACAUGUAUCCAACAUCUCAGUCCAAGUGGUAACUGGAGAAGAUAGAUUGGCAAAGAGGAUUCUUGCAAGGAAAAAACAUGGCAAAUUGAAAUUGAACAAAGAAAAGAAGACAAUGUGGAAUUUUCAAAACAAAAUCAUUCUUUUUACCAUUGUUCUAUUCAUUUUAGGUGUUAUCACCUGGACUUUACUGUGGCUCUUUAUUGUUCAGGCAGAAAACAAAGAUGCAUUGUAUUUUGUUGGACUGUUUCGUGUUGCCAACAUAGAAUUUCUUCCAGAAUACAGGCAGAAGGAGUCAAAAGAAUUUCUCUCCAUGGCACAGAAUGUGCAGCAAGUGGUGAACUUGGUUUACACGACCUCUGCUUUCUCCAAAUUUUAUAAGCAGUCCACUGUUUCAGAAGUCAGUAACAACAACAACGGAGGCCUUCUUAUCCACUUCUGGAUCGUGUUUGUAGUACCACAGGCGAAAGGCCAGGUGCUGUGUGAGGACUGCGUGGCUGCCAUCUUAAAGGACUCCAUUCAGACAAGUGUCAUCAACCGGACCUCAGUGGGAAGUCUUCAGGGCCUUGCAGUUGACAUGGACUCCAUUGUACUAAGUGCUGGUCUUCGAUCAGAUUAUUGGUCAACAACGGGAACAGGAACAAACUGUAUGUAUGAUCUGUAUGCUGAUCAUCUACAUGAGCGUCUUCCUCUGGAUGCCCCUGCUACUUCUGAGGGAGCAAUCUGCUAUUUUAAGCUCAUCGCAUUAGUGGGCCAUCUUAUUCGUCUUUCCAUCGUGUCCCUUCAGAUUGAAGCAGAUAACUGCAUCACUGACUCGCUAACCAUUUAUGACUCUCUGAUGCCAAUCAAACAUAAGAUACUGUAUCGAGCUUGUGAACCAGUGGAUACAUUGGUGUCACUCGUGUCCACAAAUAAUCUCAUGUUGAUAAUAUUUAAGGCAGCCCAAAUAAAGGAACAAAAGGAAUUCCGUGGAUAUUUUGAAGUCAUUACACAAGAAAAGUGUGGGAAAACAAUAGUGACAAAAGAGAAAACUGGCUAUGAAGGACGGAUCAUGAGUCCAUAUUAUCCAAGUUACUAUCCUCCAAAAUGUAUGUGUGUGUGGAGCUUCCAGACUCCACAAAAGAGCCUUGGUAUAGCACUGAAGUUUCAUAACUAUACCAUAAGUGAGAAGAAUAUCAAAGGCUGUGAGCGCGGAUGGUGGAAAAUUAACGAGCACAUGUACUGCGGUUACUAUGUCGAUCACGAAACGGUCUUCCAUGUCGCGAGCUCUGCUGCUCACGUUGAGCUUCGGUGCAGUUCCCAGCUCUCAGAGAAGCCGCUGCUGGUAGAAUACGGCAGCUAUAACAUCAGCCAGCCAUGUCCACCUGGAUAUUUCAAGUGCUCUACUGGCUUAUGCAUCUUGCAGGUGCAGCGUUGUGAUGGGAUAAACAACUGUUUUGAUGAAAGUGAUGAACUCUUCUGUGCUGUCCCUGACUGGAGCUGUAACUCCAGCUUUGCUGUGCAGGAUAACUUGCUAGCUUGCAAUGGAGUAAGUGAUUGCGAGAAUGGAAAAGACGAACAGAACUGCACUGACAGUAUUCCUUGCACCAAGCACACAUUUAAGUGCAGGAAUAACAUUUGCAUUAGGAAACAAAAUGCAAAAUGCGAUGGGACUGUGGACUGCACUGAUGGAAGUGAUGAAAGCAGCUGCAGCUGCGGCAGCAGCAGGGGCAGCGAGCCCGUCUCUCGGAUCGUGGGCGGCAGAGACGCUCAGGAAGGGGAAUGGCCCUGGCAGGUCAGCCUCCAUUUUGCAGGAGCCGCUUACUGCGGGGCCUCGGUGAUAUCCAAAGACUGGCUCGUGUCGGCAGCUCACUGCUUCCAAGGCAGCAAGCUGGGCGACCCGCGCGCGUGGCGCGCUCACCUGGGCAUGCGCACGCAGGGCCGUGCGCGGCUGGUCUUGGCCGUGCGGCGCAUCGUGGUGCACGAGUACUACAACAGCCGCACCUACGACUACGACAUCGCGCUACUGCAGCUCGGCCAGCCCUGGCCGGACGCCAUGAGCCACGUCAUCCAGCCCAUCUGCCUGCCCCCGGCCUCGCAGCGAGCCCGCCGCGGCCACACGUGCUGGGUGACGGGAUGGGGCCAAAGGCAGGAGGCGGACGAUGAAGGUUCAGCCAUUCUUCAGAAAGCAGAGGUAGAAAUCAUUGACCAAACAUUAUGUCAUUCUACAUAUGGGAUAAUUACAGCUAGGAUGUUCUGUGCAGGCCUCAUGUCUGGGAAAAGAGAUGGCUGCAAAGGGGAUUCUGGAGGACCCUUAUCAUGUCAAAGCAACGCUAAUGGAAGAUGGUUUUUGACUGGCAUUGUUAGUUGGGGUUAUGGAUGUGGAAGACCAAAUUUCCCUGGUGUCUACACAAGAGUGUCAAAUUUUGCUCCAUGGAUUCACAAAUAUGUGCCUUUGAUCUCGUAA
This is a messenger RNA of Tinamus guttatus (white-throated tinamou), 2490 nucleotides long. It is a transcript of the gene TMPRSS7, whose product is annotated as transmembrane serine protease 7. Gene Ontology annotation, molecular function: protein binding; serine-type endopeptidase activity. The record is from RefSeq and is a predicted model, not a curated record. NCBI's taxonomy places the organism in Eukaryota, Metazoa, Chordata, Aves, Tinamiformes, Tinamidae. Gene Ontology annotation, biological process: proteolysis.